AUGUAUCCUACUGGUCGACGUCAAAUAGAUCUCAGAUAUUAUAUGGCUACAAGCACAUCAAAUACUAGCCGUCGUCCAAAAGUUUUCGUGGCGCGGGCUUUACUUCCAGAGGCAGAACAAAUAUUAGAGAAUGCUGAGAGAGUUGAAGUUGAAUUAUGGAAAGAAGAAGGAGUUAUUCCCCGGGAAGAAUUAUUGAAAAAGGUGAAAGGUUGCACGGUAUUUCAUAAAAUUGACAAAGAAGUAUUGGAUGCUGCUGGUCCACAAGUUAAAGUUGUUUCGACAGUAUCUGUUGGUUAUGACCACGUUGAUGUGAAAGAACUUCGCAAGCGUAAUAUAUUACUUGGAUAUACUCCAGGCGUAUUAACUGACGCAACGGCAGCUUACAGUUCUAUUGGUGUUGGGUGCGGCACGUUGAGGCAAAGCAAAGCAACUGCUAUUCGUUUAAGACCAUUCAUUGGGGUUAAUGGAACAAUAAUUUACAGCGGAAACACUGAUAAGCCAUAUGCUGAUGAAAUUAGAGCAACUAGAGUUGAAUUUGAUACGCUACUACGCGAAUCAGAUAUAAUUUGUGUUACUUGUGCACUUACCUCACAAACUAAAGAAAUGUUCGAUUACGACACGUUUAAGAAAAUGAAGAACAGUGUUGUUUUUGUUAAUUCAGCACGUGGAGGUCUCGUCAAACAAGAUGAUCUCGUACGUGCAUUAUCUGAAAACCUAUUGGGCUCAGUUGGAUUAGAUGUGACGACUCCUGAGCCAUUGGAUCCUCAAGAUCCCCUUCUAAAAUACGAUAAUGUGUUUGCUUUACCGCAUAUUGGAACCGCAACGUUCGAAACACGUAUGUUAAUACAUAGCAUGGCGAUUGAAAAUUUGUUGGCUGGUGUUUGGGGAAAACCAUUACCUCAUGCUGUACAACUUUAG
Molecule: messenger RNA, 918 nt
Organism: Ambispora leptoticha
Lineage: Eukaryota; Fungi; Glomeromycota; Glomeromycetes; Archaeosporales; Ambisporaceae
Source: the annotation of a GenBank genome assembly